CAUCAAGUCCGGCGUGAUAUGAUUUUUCUUGAUUCGUGAUCGAUUCUCUAGUUUAUUGCUUUUUAUAUUCGAUGAUAAUAUAUUCGAUAUGAAGUGUGAUGUUGAUGAUGAAAGUGACGGAUGUUCCGAUGCAUCCGAAACUCCAGAAAGUGAGUGUAAUGGUUCUUACUUUAGUAGUUACGAAAAUCUGGAUGUUCAUCGUCUUAUGCUUAAAGAUCGACCUCGAACUGAAUCGUAUAGACAAGCUAUAUUUGAAAAUGCGAAGCUGUUCCGCGACAAACUUGUGAUGGACGUUGGCUGUGGAACUGGUAUAUUAUCACUGUUUGCUGCAGAAGUCGGGGCAGCCAAAGUGUAUGCUAUUGAGGCAAGUCGUACUGCCCUAAUUGCCAGAAAUGUAGUUAGGCAAAAUAAUUUGCAACAUAUUAUUGAAGUAUUCAGUUGCCCAGUAGAGGAUUUUAUGCUACCAAAUUCCCAAAAAGUUGACGUGAUUAUUUCAGAAUGGAUGGGUUUUUAUCUCUUGCACGAGUCAAUGCUAGACUCUGUCAUUCUGGCUCGAAAUAAGUUUCUUAAAGAAACUGGGACAAUAUUUCCCUGCACCGCGAGCAUUUAUGCAUGUCCAUCUAGUCUCAGUGAUUUCUAUGAUGAAGAGGUAAAUUUCUGGGACAGUGUAUAUGGGUAUGACUUUUCUUCCGUGAAGAUGGAGGUACUUCAAAACAAGCGGCAAUCACCUCAAAUUAUCACUGUAAACAGUACAGAUUUAGUUUCUAAUCCAUGCUUGAUAAAACAAUUUGAUUUGAUGAAAGUCACCUUGGAAAGUCUAAAAGAAUUUGAGUGCAGAUUCUUUGUUGCUUCUCUGAAGGACAGCAUUUGUCGUGGUAUUAUAUUAUGGUUUGACUGUGAAUUUUUCUCAUCCACCGCAUGUGAAGGCAACAUAGUAUUGUCGACUUCUCCACAAAGCCAGCAAACCCAUUGGAAGCAAACAGCCAUACUAUUGCCAACAGAGAUAAGCCUUGAAAAUGGUGAUGUCAUAGGGUUUUCUGUUCGGAUGUGUCAGAGUCUUUCAAAUUACCGUCAUUAUAACAUUCAGGUGGAACUCCUUUCGGAUGAUGAAGAACAUCCUGUUCCUUGCGAUUGCGGCUUGGUCAAAUGUAAAUUGAUCAAAGCUUUUGUGAAUGAGCAAGAACACCUGGUAGAUGACUAUGAAGUUAUUGAGAUUUGAGAUAACAUAGGAUUCUCUUACUGUCCAUAUUGAUACUCUUCUUCAGGGAAAAUUUUUUUCCUCACAGACUAUAUUGAGUUCAAGACCCAAAAUUGUUUGCUCAUAAUGAUAUUGGGAAUAUGGAUGAGUAAAGUUACAUGAUUAUUUCAUGAGAGUGAAAGAUGUCUUUGAUUUUUCAAUUGACAACAUGAAAAUUCUGCUACUUCAUGAACAUAAAUGCAAGUGUUGUUUUGGUGGCACUUCAUUAUCAAAGCUUGUUCUUUAUGCAAUUUCAAUUUCAAAAUGAGUAGCAAAACUAUUUUUAAAUUUUGCUGUUUUAUGAUUUUGCUAAAUUGCAUAAUGACCACCCAUUCUGACUGUAAACAAACGUCAUAUAUUAUACAUGAAAUUAUAUAAGUGUAUAUUCAUACUUCACAAUUGCUCAGAAGCAUACCCCACCUAGUCCACCUUAGGAAAAAUGCAACCUUUAUCUGGUAUGCACAAUGCACUUAUGGUUUAUUUUUUCCAACCUCCCCCUCCCCCUCACAGCUGCUGAAUUUGUCGCGCAAUUCAUGGAAACUUUCCUUUCUUAGUAGUUUUACCAAUUGGGCACAAACAGUUUAAUUAUUUAAUGGAAAAACAGAGUCUUCCUUGAAUGAACAUAAAUGGUGUUGCAUGUCUGUCACGAUCCAUGCAACUGGACUGCAGCGAUUGCGCUAGUGCACUUCUUUUCAUUCACCAAUUUUCUUUCUUAUUCUACUCAAUGUUUCACUAAUAAAACAUCUGUACCGCUCUGCACUACGUAGACGUAUGUGAACUCGUUAGGAUCUAUCAAUGCUGAAAUACAGGAUGGUGCGUUACCUCCAACUGGACUAUUUUCCACUUAAGUCAUUGGAGAACCUGAACUGAUAAUUCAGCAAGAAACGAUACGGUAUUCAGCUGAUGAACAUUCGCUCACAAAUUUAUGAUUGAGUUGUACGAAUCGUUAAAGAUAAUGACGAGACGAAUGAAGUAGGAAAGGUUUUCUCGACGAAGAUAUUCUUUCGAAAUUGUAUGUUGUCAUGAAUACUUCUAUGUGAAUAUUUCGGUCUUCACUCCAUGAAAACUAACAGAUUUCAAAGAAAAUAAAGACAUAACUAGUAACUAGUGCUAAACAUUUGAAAUUGACAUAGCAUGAGAAAACGUGAAGGCUGGCUUCAUGGUAUUAAUGAUGACCAGAGCUGUUAUUUAUUUAUUCCAUUUCUGUUAUUGGCUUAUGUUCAACCAACAAUAUGAUUUUAAUAAUCUUACUCACUCCAGUCAGGAUUCAAGUUUAGUUAUAGCAUCCUAGCAUUGGUGGGUCAAUAGAUUCAAUGCCGGUAGUAAAGAUGAUAUAUAAUAUUGAUGAAGUAAUCAAAGACAUUCCAGGUAGCUUUAUCGAGAGACUUCUUCAGAUGUUCGCUGAUGAUUUUAGUAGCAAUGAUCGCAAUGAACUCAAAACAAUUAUGAAUCCCAAAAUAACUAACCUAAAAGGUUCGAUUUUUAAUAGUGAAUUUUUUAGUCGUUUUCAAGAUGGGAAAGAUGAAAACGUUCGAGAAAAAAUUAAAAUACACAAAUAAUGAA
Xenia sp. Carnegie-2017 is the source of this 2800-nucleotide messenger RNA. RefSeq names its product protein arginine N-methyltransferase 1-like. Lineage: Eukaryota; Metazoa; Cnidaria; Anthozoa; Malacalcyonacea; Xeniidae. Gene Ontology annotation, biological process: peptidyl-arginine methylation. The transcript has a single exon. Gene Ontology annotation, molecular function: protein-arginine N-methyltransferase activity. Gene Ontology annotation, cellular component: nucleus. The coding region runs from base 89 to 1219 and encodes 376 amino acids. The record is from RefSeq and is a predicted model, not a curated record.